Molecule: messenger RNA, 2375 nt
Organism: Danio aesculapii
Lineage: Eukaryota; Metazoa; Chordata; Actinopteri; Cypriniformes; Danionidae
Gene: msi1b
Product: musashi RNA binding protein 1b
Exons: 14
Coding region: 96-1145 (349 amino acids)
Cellular component (GO): cytoplasm
Molecular function (GO): RNA binding
Source: RefSeq, a predicted model, not a curated record
GCUUUGAGCUCUAACUCACCCCAUGCCAAUCCCCCUCUCCACACUUUCUGCCUCCUUUCUCGCACCAGACUCGGACGGGAUACACAGCCGCGCAAAUGGAGCCUGAAGGCAGCCAAAGUAACCUGUCCUCCUCGGACUCACCGCACGACCCCUGCAAAAUGUUUAUCGGUGGACUAAGCUGGCAGACUACACAAGAGGGUUUGAAGGACUACUUCUGCAAGUUUGGUGAAGUGAAAGAGAGUAUGGUGAUGAGAGAUCCAGUUACAAAACGCUCGAGGGGUUUCGGAUUUGUCACAUUUGUUGACCAAGCUGGUGUGGACAAAGUCCUGGCCCAGACCAGACACGAGCUGGACUCCAAAACUAUCGACCCGAAAGUUGCCUUCCCUCGGCGAGCCCAGCCUAAGUUGGUGACUCGGACAAAGAAGAUCUUUGUUGGAGGUCUGUCAGUGAACACGACUAUUGAAGAUGUGAAGCAGUACUUUGACCAGUUUGGAAAGGUGGAUGAUGCCAUGCUCAUGUUUGACAAAACCACCAACCGCCACAGAGGGUUUGGCUUCGUGACCUUUGAGAAUGAAGAUGUUGUGGAGAAAGUCUGUGAGAUCCACUUCCACGAGAUCAACAACAAAAUGGUGGAGUGUAAAAAGGCCCAGCCCAAGGAAGUGAUGUCACCAACGGGCUCUUCUAGAGGUCGGGCUCGUGUCAUGCCUUAUGGGAUGGACGCCUUCAUGCUAGGCAUAGGAAUGCUAGGGUAUCCAGGGUUCCAGGCAGCAACAUAUGCCGGCCGCAGUUACACUAGUCUCACACCAGGAUACACAUAUCAGUUCCCCGAAUUCCACUUAGAGAGGACCCCCCUUCUGACAUCACCCCACCCCCCUGAACUCACAGCCAUUCCACUGACGGCGUACAACCCGAUGGCGGCAGCCGCAGCAGCAGCAGCUGUGGUCAGAGGCUCAACUCCUUCUCGCUCAGCGGGGUUUUUAGGUACCAGCAGCCCUGGGCCGAUGGCAGAUCUGUAUGGGACGGCCAAUCAGGAAUCGGCUGUGAGCAGCUACCUCAGUGCCGCGAGUCCCGCUCCCAGUACUGGAUUCAGCCACAGCCUCGGGGGUCCUCUGAUUGCCACAGCAUUUACUAACGGCUACCAUUGAAACAAGUGACAGGUACAACGGUACAGUAUCGAUCGCCCGGACGUCUUCCCCACAUCUGCAGGAAGGAUUGAUGAAGAAUGAUUUGAAGUAUAAUGGUGAUCUCAAUCGAAUACAAUGGAUGCACUCGACGUGCUGCAGGGUUUUAUUGUUAUUUUAUCAAGCUCUGUCUUUAAAGAGACGAAUCAGCCCUAAACUGACGAAACCACGGCUGCAACACUAUUAAUAUGACAUGAUGUUUAUUAUUUUUGGAAUUACUGUCAUAUUGGUUUCUAAACUAACCUCCUACUCCUCUAAACUAGAGCUAAACCUGUAAAUAACUAGUUCGUCUCUCAGUUUAAGACACUAACAGGUGUAUUUUUUUUGUCUUAGUUUUAUUUUCUCUCCCAUUUCUUGUCUUUGUGAUGAAUGUAUGUAUAUGUAGGUUUGUAGCUUCAAUUUUUCGGUUUAAUACUUUCAUAAGAGCAAUAAUCUGUGUCAAAUCUCUUUGUAGCGGAUUUAGAAAAAGACUAAAUCGCUCUCAGAUGCGUUUGGUACAUUUUCUACUGAAGGAUAUAGUGUGUCAAAAUGUAUAUUUUGUUAGUUUUGCAACUGGAUUUAUUACACUGAUCAUGGAAAUAGCAGUAAUUAUAAGGAGAACAUAUUUCUCAGACUUAGAUUUGACUUUGAUUGUGUAAAAUAUUGUACAUAAUGUCUUUUGGAUCUGAUGAGGUCUGGCGGCGUGAUUAAGAGAGUUUUUUACACUCAAAAACGCAAGUGCAUGAUAUUCUUUGUCCAAAAAUUUGCUUUGUUUUGUCUUUUUUUCUGAAUUCGAUCAACUUGAACUUUGUGUUUUAUUUUGUUCAGGUUUUUUUUUUUUUUUUGCUGACAGAGAGCAAUGUGAAUGAUGCUUCUAGUGUGUGUGUGGGAGUGUGUGUACGUGAGCAUGCGUUACUGUCAUGAUUUAAUGUAUUAUCUUCAGUAAGAUGAUUUAAAAUGUGAAUUGUUACCCCUUUAUGUCCAUGCUGUUGCAUUGCUUUUACCAAGUGUUUGUCCAUAACACAGUUCAAUUAAUCUCUUUUAGAGGUUUUAUAACAAUUGGAAUAUGAAUAUACUUCAAUUAACUGAAGAUCUGGUACUGGUAAAAUAAUAAUAAUAGCAACACUAAUAUAACACUUUUUAUGAAGUAAACUGGAUGGCUGUUAUUAUUGGAAAGUUUUAAUGUUUCUUGUUUGAAGCUGGACCCUCUCUGGA